AUGACGCCUCCAAGAGGUCGUUCAUGGGUCGACGCUGUUAAAAACACCAUAGUGUCGUCAUCAAGGAGCGCUGGCAUUUCUUGCCGUGCCUCCUCUGUGACACCUAUAGGUGACGUGACCACUGCUAAACUAGCAGUGUCACUAGGGCAACCUUGGCCCUCUUUGGCAUUUGCACCGAGCGAAGUGAGGGGCCAUAGUAGGGCGGAGGACGGUCUGAGCGCAUUAGAGUCGCACAAGCGUCAUUUAGACGCUAUCUUGCAGACUCUGGGUGACGCUCAAUUAUACGUUAACUUGCAAAAGAGCGUAAUAGGGGUCCCCGAGAUACCUGUUCUGGGCUGCAUCGUAGGUACACAUGGUGUACGAGCAGACCCAGAAAAGGUAAAGGCUGUAAACAAGAAUUAUGCGGAGCAGGCCAAGCCAUUGUUUAACUUUUUAAAAGAGGAUGCAGAAUGGACUUGGUCUAAGAAGAAAGUAGAUGCGUUCACGUCAGUGAAGAAAUCUCUCGUAGAGGCACCGGUCUUGGCAUUGCCAGAAGGGGAAAAUCCCUUUAUUGUUUUCUGCGAUGCAAGCAAUUUUGCAAUCGGCAGCGCGCUCAUGCAGAAGGAUGACAACGGCAUUGACCGUGUCUUUUCUUAUCAGUAUCAGCUUUUGAAAGCCGCAGAGCUUAAUGGAUGGUGUCGUAUGCCAUGUGGCAAAGCUUUAGAGUGGGUUUACUCUGCGCUGAUGA
Peronospora farinosa is the source of this 727-nucleotide messenger RNA. NCBI's taxonomy places the organism in Eukaryota, Oomycota, Peronosporomycetes, Peronosporales, Peronosporaceae. The record is from the annotation of a GenBank genome assembly.